AUGCACAAGCGUGCCCAAGUGUUCUUGCCUGUACGUGAGUGCCGGCGCGAGCGUGUGCAAGCCCAAGUGUGCCUAAGUGUGCCGGAAGGACCGUGUGAGCACGCGGCAGCACAAGCGCGCCGAGCGAGCGCACUGGUGCCAGCCUGGGUGCCCACAGGCUGCCGCUCGGGGGUGGUGGAGGUGGAGCGCAGCGUGACGGUGGUGCUGGGCCAGGACGUGGUGCUGCCGUGCCGGUACCGGACACAGGAGCAGGAGCAGGUGGUGCAGGUGACCUGGCUGAAGCGGGGCCCGGCCGGGCAGAGCGCCGAGGUGGCCGUGCUCAACCGGCAGCACGGGGAGCACGUGCAGGAGCCCUACGCCGGGCGGGUGGUGCGGCCGGCCGGCGGGGGGCUGGAGGACGGGGCCAUCGUCCUGAGGAACGCCGUGCAGGGGGACGAGGGCGACUACGAGUGUCACCUCAUCACCUUCCCCCUGGGCAGCUUCGAGGGGCACCUCACCCUCAAGGUGCUGGACCUGUCGGACGCCUCGGUGCUGGGGCACACGGAGGAGUGGCAGGAGGGCAUGGAGGGGGCCACGCUGACCUGCCUGGGGGACGGCAACCCCCCGCCCACCUACAACUGGACGCGGUGUCCAGAGCACAGCGAAGAGCCCGAAGGUCGCAGCUACUCAACGCUCUCGACGGUGCGGGAGAUCGAGACGCAGACAGAGGUGCCGGCGGCGCCGCUGCUGCCUGCCCCGGCGGGGAAGGAGCCGAAGGAGGAGGAGGAGGACGGCGGCAGCAGGGGGGACGACCCCAUCAAGCAGGCCAUGACCCACUUCGUGCAGGAGAACGGGAUGCUGCAGGCCAAGCCCACCACCAACGGCAUCUACAUCAACGGCCGCGGGCACCUGGUGUGA
Messenger RNA from Aptenodytes forsteri (emperor penguin), 897 nucleotides. RefSeq names its product nectin cell adhesion molecule 4 (gene NECTIN4). NCBI's taxonomy places the organism in Eukaryota, Metazoa, Chordata, Aves, Sphenisciformes, Spheniscidae. The record is from RefSeq and is a predicted model, not a curated record. Gene Ontology annotation, cellular component: adherens junction. The coding region runs from base 1 to 897 and encodes 298 amino acids. Gene Ontology annotation, biological process: heterophilic cell-cell adhesion; homophilic cell-cell adhesion. The transcript has 4 exons.